AUGCCCCACCGCGUGGCUAACUUCAUUCGCACCUCUUCUGGCAACAUUGCACAGAUCAAGAAGGUCGCACGAUCGCGCACAAACAGCCCCUACACUUCAGACGGCGAGGACCGACCUCAAAUCCAUGCUGUCAAGAUGACUGAACUCGCAGAUGCUGUUAAGAAGCAUCACCGCAUUUCUCUGCCCUUCGGCAAGUCUCACAAGGAUCAACCCUCAGAUGUUUCCAUUGACUGGAGCAUCGAGAGCCCGCCAGUGGUUUUCCACGGCAACACCGAGGAGAGCACUGGUGCCCUCAUCACUGGACAGAUGUUCUUGGAUGUUAAGGACGAGGUUGUUGAGGUCGGAAGCUUUGCUGCUUCUCUCAAGCUUCACGUUUUCCAGAAGAGACCUUACCAGAGCCAUUGCACAGACUGCCAGAGCCAGUACACUGAGCUCAAGAGCUGGCAAUUCCUCGCUCAACCCACCACUCUUCGAAAGGGCCGCCAUGCGUUCCCUUUCUCGAUUCUCCUGGACGGCCACCUCCCCGCAACCAUGGAUACGCCUAUAGUCGCUAUCUCGUACGAGUUCAAGGCUGAUGCCUAUGUCACAAAGAGUGUGCACUCAGCCAGCGGCUCUGUCACCCCUGUGCGAUUUGAGCGAACUGUUCCCGUUAAGCGCUCUCUUCCCGAGAAUGAAAUUCCUCACCACUCUGUCCGCGUCUUCCCCCCCACCAACAUCAAGGCCAGCGCCCACUACAACAACGUUAUCCACCCCACAGGUAGCAACACUGUCAACCUGCGACUCGAUGGUCUCAUGAGCCGCAACGAGAAGGCCAAGACCAUUGAUUUCUGGCGACUCAAGAAGGUUACCUGGAGACUCGAGGAGACUAUCAAGACCGUGGCACCUGCUUGCGACCGACACAUUCCCACUUCGACUCAAGAUCCCGAGAAGAAGAGCCUGCCUCGUCAGGAGGUCCGCGUUUUGGGUGAGAAGCACCUCCACGAUGGUUGGAAGUCUGACUUCAGUGGCACUGAUGGCAAGGUUGAGAUGGAAUUUGACUACUUUGCCAACCAGUACAAGUCUCACACAAAGGAGCUCAAGUUCGCUUGUGACACCAAGUCACUGGAGGGUGUUGAAGUGACCCAUUCGCUUCUCAUUGAGCUUGUUGUUUCUCGAGAGUACGCUCCUGAGGGCAAGCCUCAACUGGCUACUCAGACUGGCACUGGUCGCAUCCUUCGCAUGCACUACGGAGUUGUCAUGACCGCUCAUGCUGGUAUGGGUGUCAGCUGGGACAACGAGGCACCCCCCGUCUACCAGGACGUGCCUCCCAGCCCCCCUGCCUACCCUGCUGUUGAGUCCCCCAUUGAGUACGAGAGCCUGGAGCACCUUGACGCUCAUCGGCUAAGCAGUUUCUCCAACUCGUCAGAAGACGACAGUCAAUAA
Molecule: messenger RNA, 1422 nt
Organism: Fusarium sp. VM40
Lineage: Eukaryota; Fungi; Ascomycota; Sordariomycetes; Hypocreales; Nectriaceae
Source: the annotation of a GenBank genome assembly